Messenger RNA from Bacidia gigantensis, 1617 nucleotides. RefSeq lists its product as uncharacterized. The transcript is spliced from 8 exons. Gene Ontology annotation, molecular function: ATP transmembrane transporter activity; calcium ion binding. Gene Ontology annotation, biological process: transmembrane transport. NCBI's taxonomy places the organism in Eukaryota, Fungi, Ascomycota, Lecanoromycetes, Lecanorales, Ramalinaceae. Bases 1 to 1617 code for a protein of 538 amino acids. The record is from RefSeq and is a predicted model, not a curated record.
AUGGACAAAGAAGACCAGAAGGCGCAGGAUGCUCGGGUGAGAAGACUUUGGCAGGUUUUGGAUACCAGACAAGAAGGGCAAUUGAACUUGAAUGGACUUAAGAGCGGUCUAAACAGACUAGACCACCCACUGAAAUGUGCCGACUCCUUGCUCCAAGAUAUCUUGAAAGCCGUCGAUGUCAAUGGCGACGGCCACAUCGAAUAUGAAGAAUUCCGGCAGUUCGUUCAACACACGGAGAAGGAAUUAUGGCAGCUUUUUCAGAAAAUAGACCGUGAUCAUAACGGGCAAUUGGAUAAGACUGAACUCAGAUCAGCUUUCGUUGCAGCUGGUAUCUAUCUGCCCCCGUCGAAACUGGAUCAAUUUUUCGCCGAGGUGGACAGUAAUCACGAUGGAGUUAUCACAUGGGAUGAAUGGCGCAAUUUUCUCCUCUUUAUCCCUGCCGACAUUCCUAGCUUACGCGCCGUUUUGUCUUACUAUUCUUCGACCGUGACAGUGAAUCCGGAAGGAGAUGUGCCGAACGAAUCAAAAGAGGCUUCGUUUCCCUGGGACCCUGGCGAGUACAUCAUAGAAAAUAAAGCCUCUUCUGAAGCUAUAGUCAUUGCAUCGACCCCCGAAAAGGCCGCAUUGCUGACCGAUUUCGCUCCUCAUCCAGGCUACUUUCUCGCCGGAGGGAUCGCAGGCGUAGUUUCUCGGACAGCGACAGCUCCACUCGAUCGACUGAAAGUAUACCUGAUUGCCCAAACUGGCGUGAAGGAAGAAGCGGUGCAAGCAGCGAAAGCAGGUGCACCUGUGAAAGCUGCAAGGAAUGCAGCAGGAUCAUUACUUGAGGCGACAAGAACUCUGUGGCGUCUAGGCGGCGUUCAAAGCCUCUUUGCUGGUAGUCAAGUCCCAUUCUGCAAUGGAUUGAACGUCUUGAAAGUUAUGCCCGAGUCCGCUAUCAAAUUUGGGUCAUACGAGGGUUCAAAACGUGCUUUUGCAAGGCUUGAAGGUCAUGACGACCCUAAAAACUUAGCGCCGUGGUCUCAGUUCUUUGCUGCGGGAAUGGCUGGAAUGAUUUCCCAAUUUGCCAUAUAUCCUCUUGAUACGCUCAAGUUCCGGAUGCAAAACGAGACUGUUAAAGGCGGACCAACGGGUAACGCAUUGAUUUCGAAGACUGCUAAGAAGAUGUGGGCUCAGGGUCCUCGUUCUUUCUACCGUGGCAUCACAAUGGGACUGGUCGGUAUGUUCCCAUAUAGCGCCAUUGACCUCACUACAUUCGAGUACUUGAAGCAAUUUGUCACAGCGCGAAAUGCACGGCGGCUGGGUGUGUCUCAGGAAGACGAAUCGGCUCAACCUGGAAACUUUACCACAGCAGCUAUGGGUGCCUCAUCAGGUGCCUUUGGGGCAAGUGCGGUCUAUCCAUUGAACCUAUUGAGGACGAGGCUGCAGAGCCAGGGUACCGCGAUACAUCCCCCCACUUAUACCGGGAUCUGGGAUGUCACUGUGAAGACUGUCCAAGGGGAGGGUAUGCGAGGCUUGUUCAAAGGCAUCACUCCGAAUUUGUUGAAAGUCGUACCUGCCGUAAGCAUCACUUACGUAGUGUACGACAAUUCGAAGUCUUUGCUAGGAUUGCGGUGA